AUGAACGAACCAUUGCCUUCUAGUAUCAUCAAGCCCAAGACAAAAAGCAUUAUUUGGCGGUCAUUGCUACCAAACAUACGAUGUAUGCAAGUGCCGCUCACAGAGGUUACUUCAGUGUUAGACUUGUACACUUUUGACAUUAUGUCAUUAGGAGGUGGAAAGUUAGGUGAUGGUUAUAAAAUUUUGCCAGAGGACUACACGUAUAAGGGUCGGAUAAGAGAAGAGGAUGUCAAAGCUAUUACGCUUAUAAAUGAGAGCGCCAAGCAAUAUUCUCGUUCAAAGAAUACGUACAUAGAAUACAUUGGAUGUUCUACUCAGAAUGGUUGUCACAAGGAUAAGUGCAACUGGAAAGGCCGUAUCGUGGUUCUCCUAAACAAGCCACUCAAUCUUUGUAAUAUUGAAUGCUCUGGUGAUCAUGAUUCUGACCACAUUCAGCAAAAACCACAUCGAAUGGCAACAUCAGUUAGAAAAACAAUCUCAAGCAGAGCCACAAAUACAACUCCCUCUGUAAUGGCAACAGAAUUUAUGAACAAUGCGAAGAUUCUUAGUAUAAACUCUAGCAUUCCUGCCAAUCAUGUUCAACCAACUUCUACUCGAUUUGCGCCCAAUCUCGAGGCCAUUCAAAAUGUCCUCAAGUAUGACAAAAAAUUGCAUUAUUCAAGUGCACUAGAGUUUGAAAAGGUUUGUUCUAUAAUGGAUACUUAUGAGAAAGAACACGUUGUUAUAUCAAAACAAUAUGGCAUUAAAGAUGCUGACAAUUCAAAAGAUCAAGCUGUGCUUCUUGGUAUUGCAUCAACUAUAAUGCUGGAGCUGUUGUUCAAAUAUUCAGAUUUUUUGGUUGUGGACUCUACUAGUCGUCGCAAUGGUCUAAACUUUCCAAAUACUGCUUUUAUGAUUAGAUUAGAUGAACCUCAUGGUCAGAUUGUAGCAACAUUCAUAAGCGAUAAAGAAACCAUACCAGUUGUCAGUCUGAUGUUUGAACAACUGAUGCAAUUAAGGAAUGAAGAAUUUGAUCAACGGAAAACUGUUUUGCUAGACGUGAAAACAUUUCAGGCUGCCACUGGGAUUAUUUCAUUAGCUACAACAGAGACUAUUAUAUCUUAUUUUUGGAUAUACUGGUUUGACGAUUGGAUUGAUUAUAAAUGGGAUAGUUGUCCUAUGAAAACAAACAUGUUACUAGAAAGUUAUUUUAAAAAGGACAUGAUAUUACACUAUCGAGAAAGGAACACCAAAUCUCUACAUUCUAAUCUUGAAAAGAUCAGUACAUCGAUGCAUGUAGAUGCUGGAGAGAUGGAAAGGAGAAGGCAAGCCUCCGACAAAGUCAGAUCUACAACGAAAAUAAAUGAACAGGGAGAAUUGUUGUAUAAAAAAAAUCUUGUGCAAGAAAUUGAUCAGGACACUUGGCAUGUUAUCUGGUUUACUACCGCUGACUUGAAAGAUGAUGUUGUAAAUAAAGAAAAUAAAUCAGAGUCCAAUGAAAACAACGAAAAACAGUUGUGUAUUACGCAUAAAAAUGGAAAAUUUGCGUGUUCAUGCAGUUUCAAUGUAAUCAGUGAUCAUGAAUGUCAAGAUAUUGUAGCCAUUCAUUUAUUUAUUGGAAAAUUCAAAUUACGAAAUAAGAAUGAUAAACCUGUGGCUAAACUAGCUGCCUACAGCUCUCUUGAGUCUUAUCUCUGCCAAAAGGAUGCCAAUGGUCGUGCUCAGAAUGAGCUCAAGCUGCCUCAAAAAAAGGGACCGAAAAAUAAGCGAAAAAACAGGUUAAUACCCAGGAAAUUUAUUCAACUCCAAGACACAGUUUUGAGCAAGCCUUACCAUAAGAUUCAGAUCACUGAGAUUAUUGGAGAUAGUAAGAUUAUUGCAAAUAUUACCUUAGAAAGUGAUGAUAUAGAACAACGCACAAUUCAGUUAGCUGACAUAGCCGGAUACAUUGAUGAACCGUUAAAAAAAAAAUAA
Messenger RNA from Ambispora gerdemannii, 1953 nucleotides. The record is from the annotation of a GenBank genome assembly. Lineage: Eukaryota; Fungi; Glomeromycota; Glomeromycetes; Archaeosporales; Ambisporaceae.